This is a messenger RNA of Trichosurus vulpecula (common brushtail), 672 nucleotides long. RefSeq names its product probable N-acetyltransferase CML6. The coding region runs from base 1 to 672 and encodes 223 amino acids. The transcript has a single exon. The record is from RefSeq and is a predicted model, not a curated record. Lineage: Eukaryota; Metazoa; Chordata; Mammalia; Diprotodontia; Phalangeridae. Gene Ontology annotation, molecular function: N-acetyltransferase activity.
AUGGCUCCCUAUCACAUCCGGAAAUAUCAGGACCAAGACAGAGAAGCUGUGAUGGAUGUGUUCAUUAAGGGAAUACUACAUCACAUUCCUUCUGCCUUUUUCCAUCUGCUGAGACAGCCCAGAAGCUUUCUGGUACUGCUGGGGGGCACAGGGGCCCUGUUCCUUGGGUCUGGCUCCCUCCUCCUGUCUCUUCUGGCCCUCUCAGGCCUCCUGGUCUUCCUCUGGCUGCUUGCUAGAUAUCCCUUCAAGUUUUACGUGGACCAUGCUUUGCACACAGAUAUGAAGGACAUCAAGAAAUCCUAUCUCAGUGACAGAGGAUCUUGUUUCUGGGUGGCAGAGUCAGAGGGUCAAGUGGUGGGUACAGUGUGUGCUUGCCCAGCACAAGAGGCUUUAAGAGGAAAGAAAUGCAUGGAGUUGCUACAUUUGUCAGUGAGAGCAGAGUACCGGGGCCAGGGCAUCGCCAAAUCCCUGAUCCAGACUCUGCUCCAAUUUGCACAGGAUCAGGGGUAUGAUGCUGUGGUGGUGAAUGCUCUUUGUUUUAAUUACCCAGCUCAAAGGGUAUAUGAAAAGAUGGGCUUCUGGAAAUCUCAUGUAGCCUAUGAUUCUCUGAAAUGGAGAGUGGUGGCCAUUCCUUUUUUCUACUAUAAAUAUACAGUCCCUUCUUCACUCUGA